Molecule: messenger RNA, 2913 nt
Organism: Antechinus flavipes (yellow-footed antechinus)
Lineage: Eukaryota; Metazoa; Chordata; Mammalia; Dasyuromorphia; Dasyuridae
Gene: SELENBP1
Product: selenium binding protein 1
Exons: 12
Coding region: 89-1504 (471 amino acids)
Molecular function (GO): selenium binding
Source: RefSeq, a predicted model, not a curated record
ACAUAAAUUCCCUCCCCUCCUCCCCUGCCCAGUCCCCAGUUGCAGCCUCGAGCAGCCCCAGCCAGAUUGCAGAGCAGAGGUGAACAGCAUGGCCAAAUGUGAGAAAUGUGGACCCGGCUAUCCCACGCCUCUGGAUGCCAUGAAAGGGCCCCGAGAAGAGCUUCUCUACCUGCCCUGUAUCUACAGGAACACGGGCACAGAGGCUCCUGACUACCUGGCCACCGUUGACGUGGACCCCAAGUCUCCUUCCUACAGCCAGGUGAUCCACAGGCUGCCAAUGCCGCACCUGAAGGACGAGCUCCAUCACUCCGGCUGGAACACCUGCAGCAGCUGUUUUGGCGACAGCAGCAAAUCCCGCACCAAGCUCAUCCUGCCCUGCCUCAUUUCCUCCCGCGUCUACGUGGUGGAUGUGGCCGCCGAACCCAGGGCCCCAAAGCUGCAUAAGGUGGUGGAGCCCACAGAAGUGAUGUCCAAAUGUGACCUGGCCUACCUGCACACCAGCCACUGCCUGCCCAGUGGGGAAGUGAUGAUCAGUGCCCUGGGGGAUGCGAAGGGCAAUGCUAAAGGAGGGUUUGUGCUGCUGGAUGGAGAGACAUUUGAGGUGAAGGGGACAUGGCAAAAGCCCGGAGGGGCUGCUCGAAUGGGCUACGACUUCUGGUACCAGCCUCGGCACAACGUCCUGAUCAGCUCCGAGUGGGCCGCCCCCAAUGUGUUCAAGGAUGGCUUCAAGCCUGCGGAUGUCUCUGCGGGGCUGUACGGGAGCCAGCUACAUGUUUGGGAUUGGCAGCGUCGGGAGCUUAUCCAGACUCUACAAUUGGAAGAUGGACUAAUCCCCUUGGAGAUCCGGUUCUUGCAUGACCCAGCUGCUUCUCAGGGCUUUGUGGGGUGUACCCUCAGCUCUAAUAUCCAGCGUUUCUACAAGACUGAGGGCGGGAAGUGGGCAGUUGAGAAGGUGAUCCAGGUGCCAUCCAAGAAAGUGGAGGGGUGGAUGCUGCCCGAUAUGCCAGGCCUGAUCACAGAUAUUCUCCUAUCGCUGGAUGAUCGGUUCCUCUAUUUCAGCAACUGGGUCCACGGCGAUCUGAGGCAGUACGACAUCUCAGAUCCCCGAAGGCCCCGCCUCGUGGGACAGAUAUUCAUUGGGGGCAGCAUUGUUCAGGGAGGCCCUGUGCGAGUCCUAGAGGAUAAGGAAUUGAAGUGUCAACCGGAGCCUCUGGUGGUCAAGGGUAAGAAGGUCCAGGGGGGUCCCCAGAUGAUCCAGCUCAGCUUGGAUGGACGGCGCCUCUACGUCACAACCUCCCUAUACAGUGUUUGGGAUAAGCAGUUCUACCCUGAUCUCAUUAAGGAGGGCUCUGUGAUGCUGCAGGUUGAUGUGGACACAGAAAAGGGGGGCCUGACACUGAACCCUGAUUUCCUGGUGGAUUUUGGGAAGGAACCUCUGGGCCCAGCCCUAGCCCAUGAGCUCCGCUACCCUGGGGGUGACUGUUCCUCUGACAUCUGGCUCUGAGCUGCCCCUGCCCUCCUUCGGAGCCCACACUCCUCAGGCUCUGCAGGUCUGGGCCUCUUGGCAGGGCCUUCUGACUUCCCUCCCCAUGGGGAGGGGAGAACCUGUCUGGAAUUUUGAGAAGCAGCUCCCUUUUUAGUCCCUGAUUGUAUUUGCUCAUCAUCUGCUAUUUUUAUAUGGUUUCUCGGUUAACCUCGAUGUUGCCAUGAUCUUCCCAUCUCCCUCCUCCCACUGGUGGUGGUUAUUAAGAAAUAAAUCAAAUACUUUCCCUUGAGUCUUUUAUAAUUGAGGGAGAUAGGCAUUUACAUGUAGAUGUAUAUUCCCAGCACAGCUGGCCUUUUUUGCUUAGGCUAAGAAAGCAUGCAAGAGUUUUAUGAGCUUGUAAACCCAACUCCACAUCCAUUACAUGUGUCUAGUUAGCCCGUGCGAUUAUAAUAUAGUGCUACAAUAUGAUAAAUAUGAAAAUACAUUUAAUAUGAUGUACAUAUAUAUCCUUUAUUAGACUGCUUGCUGCCACGGGGAGGAAGGAAGGAUGGGAGGGAGGGAGAAAAAUAGAAAUCAAAACCUUUAAAAUGCUAAAAAAUAAAAAAGAUUUUUUAAAGAAUGUAGUGCUCAUUGAUUAGAAAAAAGCAAAUUAAAACAACUCUGAGGUACCACCUCAGACUUCUCAGAUUGGCUAAGAUGACAGGAAAAGAUAAUGAUAAAUGUUGGAGGGGAUGUGGGAGAACUAGGACUCUAAUGCAUUAUUGGUGGAGUUGUGAAGUGAUCCAAACAUUCUGAAGAGCAAUUUGGAACUAUGCCCAAAGGGCUAUAAAACUAAACUAAAAACCCUUUGACCCAGCAGUUUCACCACUGGGUCUGUUUUCCAGAGAGAUCAUAAAAGAAGAGAAAGGCCCCACGUGUGCAAAAAUGUUUGUAGCACCUCUUUUUGUAGUGAUGAAGAAGUAGAAAAAGAGUAGAUGUCCAUCAGAUGGGGAAUGGCUGAACAAGCUGUGGUACAUGGAGGUAGUGGAAUAUUAUUGUUCUAUAAAAAAUGAUGAACAAGCUGAUUAUAAAAAGGCCUGGAAAGAUUUACACGAACUGAUGCUGAGAGAAACAAGCGGAACCAGGAAUGCAUUGUACACACUAAAAGCAAGAAUGUGAGAUGAUCAAUCAUGAAAGACUUGGUUCUUCUCAGUGUUCAGUGAUCCAAAGUAAUCCCAAUAGUCUUUGGACAGAAAAAGUCAUUUGCGUCCAGAGAAAGAACUAAGGAGACUGAAUAUAAAUCAUACAUGCUAUGUUCACUUCUUUUUUCUGUUUCUCUCUCCCAUGGUUUUUGCUCUGUGUUUUUUUCUCUCCAACAUGAUUCAUAAAAUAACAUGUAUUAAAAACAAAUAAACUUACUACAAUAAAAGAAAAAAAUGCAGUGCUAA